Vitis riparia (riverbank grape) is the source of this 963-nucleotide messenger RNA. Its product is annotated as PITH domain-containing protein 1. NCBI's taxonomy places the organism in Eukaryota, Viridiplantae, Streptophyta, Magnoliopsida, Vitales, Vitaceae. The record is from RefSeq and is a predicted model, not a curated record. The transcript has 9 exons. Bases 150 to 764 code for a protein of 204 amino acids.
GAACGAUGCGUUUUGAAGGGACAAUUGUUCUAGAAAGUAAAAAGCGAAGGCGUCUGUUGGCUCCUCUUCCAAGCAACUUUCUACGCUCGUCUUUUUUUUGUUCUUCUGCUGUGUAAUUCUUUAUCCCUGCACUGAGAUUGGACCCAACAAUGGCUUGCUUACACGACCACAGCUGUGAAGAUCACGAUUGUGCCGCUGAUUGGUCUCUCUACAAACAUAUAGACCUCUCUAAGGUAUCUGCUUUAAAUGAGGCUGUGCCAGGAAGUGUUAAGUCAGUUUUUAAAGCUUGGGAGCAGCGUUUGAAUUCUUCAGAGGGACAUUUAGAAAGCAAUGAUGGCGACCCUGAAUUACUUGUUUUCAUCCCGUUUACAUCAGAUGUUAAGAUCAAAAGUAUUUCAGUUGUUGGUGGUGCUGAUGGAACAAGUCCUUGCAAGAUGAGAGCGUUCAUUAAUCGAGAUGGGAUUGAUUUUUCAGAUGCUCAAAGUAUGCAACCUAUUCAGGAGUGGGAUUUGGCUGAGAAUUUGCAAGGAAUGCUAGAAUACCAGACACGGUAUUCUAGAUUUCAAGGUGUUGCAAGUCUCACUUUGCACUUCCCUGAGAACUUUGGUGCUGAGACAACUCAGAUACGCUAUAUUGGGUUGAAGGGUGAAGCCACCCAGUUGAAGCGGGAUGUUGUUGCAACAAUCGUGUAUGAAAUUACUCCAAAUCCUUCUGAUCACAAGACAAAGGCUGACAGUGGAGCUGGCUUCUCCCAUGUGGAAUGAAGAACACAUUCACCCUCUGCUGCUUCUCCAAAACCCACAGUAACAAGCUAACUCAGUGUUCUACUUUGCCAACUCCAUACUCAAAAGCUUUACUGGAGAUUAGACUUGAAUCUUCCAUUUUCACUUGUUAAAAAGGGACAACAACUUUUAUCAACUUCUCUUGAAUUCUAUAGAGCUUCUUUUGCUUAAGUUUUCCUUA